AUGACCCUCUUCAACCCGACCUCGAUUCUCGUGGGAUUCCUCCUCCUCUACCUCUCGUCCUUCUUCAUCUUCGCUAUCGUCCGCAUCGCCACAGGAAUCUCCAUUCAACGGAUUGGUUACUUUUCGCUGCGCCGAAUCGCAUAUACCCCGAAGGAAGGAAUACACAUUGAAAUCCGCGGCCUCGGAUUGUUGUUACACCCCCCGUCAUUUGCCCAGCCAACAUGGGUCAGCAUUCGGUUGACAGAACUGAAGGUCACCGUGGACCCGACAACUCUGGGGCAAGGAAAGCGCGAAGCCCACCGCGGUAUAUCGGAGAACCUUGGUCCUCCUAAACCAUCCGAAGACCGUGCUGCGCCCGAAGUUGGCGGAAGAAGCAAAACAUGGAGGACAUUAACACGAAUCAAGGAACGUGUCAAGCUGCUACACCGGCAGAUUAAUUGGUUAGCUCUCGUUGAUCUGACUGCUAUUGGCACAACCGUCCACUUUGUCAACGCCGGCCAGAUCCAGGUUGGAUCACUUUCCCUUUCGGUCGACACGCGGAGUAAGAUGGUGGAACGGGGCAACCUAUUUCGUCGCAAGAAGGACACGUCGCGCGACCAACGCCCAGCCGAGUGGAUGAUGAAUGCCCAGAAUGUUUUACUCAAUGUCGACGGCCGGGAGCCAAUCGAGAUAUUGGAUAAUGUGGGCAUGAACCUUCAUGGACUUCUGCACAAAGAUUUGGACGGACUCAGAGACGCCUCGGUGGCCCUGAAAAUUGGACGAAUGCACAUUCCAUACGAUGAUGUCUAUACGAUAUUACAGCGCAUCAAGCCGGUAAAGAAAUCCGCACAAGGGCCAGCGACUACUGAGACCGAUGAUGAGAUGUCAUUUGCCGAUUUUGUGGACGAACUCGAAAAGCCUGGAAGCAGAGACGAUUCCAUUGUGCAGGCUGUGGCGGACUCAAAAGAGUUUGCAAGCUCAUUGCUUCGUGGUAUACAGGAGAUCCAGGUUGCUCUGAGCUUCUUCCGUGUCUCAAAGGGUAUCCAGUCUCUGUCUGCCGGGCAAAAACCAGAAUAUUUGAAUGUGGUCUCGCAUGAGCUUGGAAUUGAUCUUUAUCGGAUGGACCCAAAGAGCCCAGAGCACCGCAUGUAUUUCCAGCGGACUGACGUUGCCCACCAGGCUCUUCUUGCUGCUAUCUCUCUUUCAGUCAGCUUGGAUGACGAAUCGGGCGAGACUGAUAACGUUAUAUAUGUCCCUAUGGCUACGACCACUAUCAAAACCACACUGCCCUCGAAGACGGUGAGCGCUUUUGACGACGAGAACGCCGAAGAGCGAAAUACAAAUGUCCUGUUCGCAAAUUUGCUCGUCACAUCACCCUCUGUUGAUCUCCAACCGCAACAUGUCUCGAGGCUGCUGAAAUUGGUACAAAGCCGAGCCUCUUCUCCUCGGGCAAAGAAGCAAGAUAACCAUCGAUUGAUUUCUCGAUUACUCCCGAAGGCAAGCAUCAAGCUAUCUAUUCAUGAACCUGUGGUCCGGUUUAUUCUCCCAAUCGAGGAAGAGUCUGACCCUCCCGAUGAUUACAACCUCCUUAUUGCCUCGGUCUCCUCCAUUGCGCUCGAUAUAGAAUCCUCUCAUUCAUCCGAAGGCGGUGCCCACUAUUCCUUAUCGUCAAUUUACCGGGUCGCCUCCCACAAAUUCUAUUACCAGACUCCAGCAGGCAAUAAGCACAAUUUGCUCACAAACGAGAAUCUGGAGCUGAAGGUCCAUCUGAAUGCCACCCCAGAGCUAUGUGUAGUCGCAUCAGGAAGCCUUAACGAGUGUUCAGUUCACAUGAUUGACGCGGAUGUAAACCGUGGAAUCCGCGAAGUCGUGCAGCAAUUUAUCACGCAGAUGAAAUCACAGAAGCGGAUGACGAUACCUGCAAAAGAUCAAAAGGUGAGCGUGCUGAGACGAGUGCCCCCAUGGCUUCUCCAAUUUCAGUUUGAAGCCACAGGGUUUAGCGUGGAAGUCGCUGGUGUGGACAGUAUCGUCUCUGACAUAUCUCGUGGUGUCUCUCUGCAACUACAAUCGUGGACGGCGGAAUACAAAGCUCAGAAAACGGAGAGGAAUGUCGGAAGCAUCGCUAGACGACGCACUCCCAGCCAUUCCACCAUUGGCGAUGAAUCGCCCUUUCGAUUUCCCCCAACCUCGCCUCCUAAGGCUGUUCACAUUCAACGCGGCGCUUCAGAUGGUCGGCGACUGGCUUUCCACGCGCGUGGUUUCGAUGGCUUUGUCAUUGAAUCAGAAGAUUAUCUGGAACCCGAGCCAUUCUUCUCUAUGCCUCGAUUCGAGAUUGCGCUGAGCACACACAGCGAUCGCCUUGGACCGGUCUUUCAUGUCACCUCCAUGUUCAAGGGCAUAUACCUUCAAUACUCACUGUACCGGUUCUACUGCCUUGGUGUUGCCGUUUCUGUGAUCCAAGAUGUGCUCACACCUUUGCCGCAAAAGCACUCGCAGUCUACUGAGAGCACAGUCAGAGCGCCUGCAAGCAUAUCGCUACCGCCGCCUCCAGCAUACAAGUGGUCUUCAAGGAAGGAGCUGGUCACCUACGACAUAAAGGCAACGGUUGUGCAACUCAAGGCGAACUUGCCGAACGACCCUCAACUAAUGAUUCAGAUAUACGGAAUUGCUGGUGCUUCUCAACGUCUUUCCACCCCUUAUGUUAAAGCCAGUCUUGUUCGCUUCCAUGCAGAGGCACCUAAGCUCAAGGGUGUUUGGGCAAGAAUCGGCAGUAUGAACAAUGUCAGGCUGGAUUUCCGAAAAAUGAAGAUGAAACAUGGAAACACCUUGGUUGAAGAAAAAUCGAUUGAUAUCUGGACAGACUUCAUCCGAAUUGGUGUACCUCAUCAUAUGGUGAUGCACUGCAUUUUUGAUAACCUUAUCAACACUUCCAAGGCUUUCCAACAGCUGCAUCAUCGCUUCGUGGAGGGCUGCAAAGAAUUUUGCUCUAAGAGAGAACCAGAGGGCCCGAAGAAGGUGCCCAGGAUAUCUCUUCGCAGUAAAGCGUUGCUCUUUGAGUUGGAGGAUGAUGGUUUUGAGUGGAAACUGGGCUGCAUCUAUCGAGUUGGCCUGGUUGAACAGACCCAGCGAUUGGCCCGGGAAGACGCCUUUCAUCUGAAAUCUCACAAAAUCAAGGAAUCUGACCAGCGGCCCGCCACAUCCCGAUCGCAAGCCAAAUCGAGCCAUCGGAGGAUGCGUAGUGAGCGAACUAGCCAAGAAACAAGGCGAAGCAGGAGUGCUGAUGAGCGGCCGAGAUCUAGCUCCCAGGAGCGUGGCAGAGGUCGGAAAUACCGGUAUGAUACCGAGGGCGCGACCUGUCUCUCAUCAGAGCAAAAAAUCUCUGUGGAUACUGCUUGGGGCCGACUUCAACAGUACAAUGCUCAAGUCUGGAAAGAGAAGAUCGAUGCAGCUCUCAUGUUUCAGGGCACGUCUAUCAAAGAAGUUCGAAAUCUCUUCUCUGGUGCAGAUGAACCUCCUCCGGAUGUGAAGGAGACCGAAACCAUUCUUGCUAUUCCGAACAGACCAGGCCUGCUGUCGGCUUUGAUUAGUGAUGUCAAUCUUGUCAUCGACAAGCCCUCAUUCGCUAUCAACGAGUUCCCCAGUUACUUGAACCGGAUCGGAAAGGGAAUGCCCAUGUCUAUGCAAUACGGUCUGCUUGUCCCAAUGAGCUUUAACCUGGAAAUGGGUGAAGCACGCGUCAACUUGCGGGACUACCCUCUAGAUCUGUUGCACGUGCCAGGCCUGCGCCCAGGGCAGUCUCCAAGACUUCCCAGUUGGUCUUUGCGGACAAACUUCGUCAUUGCAGAAGAAUGGCGUGACCAUGAAUCCGCAAGACAGGUCCCAGUGGAACUCGUUCCUGCAUCUGAAGGUUCCGACGGGUCUUCCCGCGAUGCGUUUGAAAUUUACGUAUGGCGUUCUGUUACACCAGUUAAGACCUACUCAGACCCUGUCGUCGAGAUCAACACAAGUCUACCGACUAGCAUUUCAUGGGGUGUCUCCUAUCAGCCUGUCAUUCAAGAUAUGAUGAAGAUCAUUGAGGGUUUCACCAAGUCUGAAAUUGAUCCCUCGGAGCCGGUGGGCUUCUGGGACAAGAUCCGACUCAGCUUUCACUCCCGGAUCAAGGUUCUCUGGAAGGAAGAUGGUGAUGUACAUCUGCGACUUAAGGGUUCUCGUGAUCCAUAUGUGGUGACCGGCUUUGGAAGCGGUUUUGUCAUGUGCUGGCGUAGAGAUGUCCAAUUGGAUGUUCACACCAGUGACAAUCCUAUGGAAUUUAUCACUGUUACCAGUGGCGAGUACGUGCUUGCUAUUCCCGACUACAGCGCCGAAGCACGUUGGGCAAACGAGGCGACCACAGAGGAACUGGACAACAGUUCUGCAUCCAGCGAGCAGAAGAACGCUGCCCACUUCAAGAAGGUUAUCAUGAAGCUCUCUGGCGAUGUCAAAUGGUCAGCAGGUCUCGUCUUCGAGCGGGAUGUUGAGAAUGAUGCAAGAUCAUUUUCCUCCAAACCCCAUUAUGAGGUCGUUCUUAAGAACCCCGAAUUCGUCGAACCAUUACAACGUUCUCAUUAUGAUGCUUAUCGUGGCUUCCGGAGUGAUCACAUCCAUCUUUCUGUCUCGAUUAUUGCACCGCAUAAUAGAGAUUGGGCUUCGGACAAUGUUCAACCAUCUUCGAGCUACAACACUAUUCAUCUCUCACCGCGAUUCUUCACCCACUUCUUCAAUUGGUGGUCUCUUUUCUCGGGCGUGAUGUCGCUUCCUGUCCGUCAAGGACCGCUCUGGCCAGGAGUCACAAAAGCGAGCAAGAAGUUCAAUCGUCACUUGGCAACUGUCAAAUACCAGAUUCUUCUCGCACCCCUGUUUGUGGCCCACAUAUACAAACACAAGGACCGCGAAGAUUACGCAGAGAGAUUUGUUACGGCCACGGGUCUGAAGGUUCGUCUUGACUGCUUGAAACUUGAUAUUCAUCAACGUCGCGAGCAGAUCCAAAUACAUGCCGGGGGCCGUUCGAAACAGACUGCGACAAGUGCAAUGCGUAUGAACCAGGCCGAAAUUGAUAUGCAAUCUGCAGACUUCCGCGCCGUGUCCGCUAGCAUCGAGGGAACCACGCCGGAAGAUGUUGAGCGCAACAAAGACGACAUAAUUUCUUCCUUCCAGCAGCCUGUUCCGUCAGUUGACUUGUCUCGGUUUACUAUCCCUGAUCACAACCUGGACUGGGUUGACAUGGAUGAUUUCGUGGAGCCGGACUGGAUCCUUCCACAGGAGUCGAACCCUCGUACCCAGAUUUUGCCUUUGGCCUUUACCCCGCGCUUCACCUACAUCCGCAACACAGAUCAUGGCGAUGUUGGGCCGGAUGAGACGGGCUAUAGUACGUUUGGAAACGAACCGACUCACGAGUGCGUCAUGUCCGAAACCAAUGAUCCUCGUCGUGUUCAGAUUGAGUUGGUCAAAGACCGUCUUGCAAUCGUCGAGGCCCAAGUCCGCAACUAUGAACGCACAAUUGGGGAAAUGGAACUCAAGCUCAUGAAAGACGUGGACAACAAUGCAGACCUGAAAGCUGAGCAUGAGUUAUUCCUUCGCCAGUCAGAGUCUCUGGCGAGACGACGCAAAUUCUUGACCACAACCCUCAAUCGUCUUGAGAGAAACACCACACGCGACGAGCGGACGCCAUAUGGCGACACACUUGGCAAACACGUUGCACCCAGCACUGCUUCUUUCCGAACAGGACGAACUGGUCAGUAUGCUGAAUCCACAAUUGAUGGCCGUUCUUUAGGCCUGGAUGGACUUUACUCGUCGGGCAACGAUGAGUUCUCCAGUGAUUUCGACAACCGUUUCAUGAUCCACAAUGUGCAGCUCAAAUGGAACAAUUCGCUUCGCAACAUCAUCUUGCGGUACAGCCACCAAGUGAGCCAGCGACGUGGAUUUAUUUACUACAUGUCUCGCCGAGCUGUCAAAUUCAUCCUUGAUAUUGUCGAGGAACAGGACAAGAACGAGCGCAAGCAGCCUAAAAUGCCCAAGACGCAAACUCGAAGCUCGAACAACGAUGAGGAUGAGGAGGAAGAAGAGGAGGAGGAGGUUGGACAACGCAUUGAACAGUUGCUGAAUGAUGCUAAGCGCUACGUGAAUGUCGAAGAGGACGAGCCAUCGGAAAUCAAACCUCAAUCGGAAUCGAACCCCCAAUCGUCUUCGAAUUCGGACAAUUCGAGUGAGAACAUCGUGCCAGAAUUCACCCCCCAGAACAGUUAUCACUUGCGCCUCAUUGCGCCCCAAAUCCAGCUUCUCAGUGAAAAGAACAAGAAGUCAGUCUUGCUUGUUGCCGCUAAAGGUAUGGAGCUCAAGGUUGUGUCAAUCAUGGACAAAGCGCGUGUUUCGGACGAUGUCAGUGGAUUGGUACAGCGCCGUUUCUCCCUCGAAAUGGACGGUGCCCAGUUCUUCGUUGCAACACAGAAGAAACUGAUGGCAAACUUGCAAUUCUAUGCCGGAAAUAAGUACGGAAAUGCGCCCGGAUCAGCGUGGCCUCCGUGGUUGACUUUAGAAGCUAUGUUCGAUUUUGAGAUGAAUCCGUUUGGAUUCUCUCGUAUUGUGCAAAAGACUUCUGCCACCUUGCGGUACGACAAGUUCAAUAACCUCCGCCUUAAGUAUAACGAAGAGGUUGUAAAGGGUCAGCAAGGGCCUCAUCCUGAUGAACAAGAAGACCGCAUAGACUCGAUCAGUGUGGACUUCCCUCAUUUCCGCGCGAUUUGUGAUUCUGCAGAGUAUUAUUCCAUGUACAUCAUUGUCCUGGAUCUCAUGCUCUACAGCGAACCACUCGAGAAAGUCCGAAAUGAGCGCCUGGAGAGGAUCAUGCUCACUUCCGACUUCAGUGACCUUCGCGGCGCUCCGGAAAUGGUGUUCAAGCUCCAAGCACGCAUUCGCCAGUUGGAGGAAAUCAAAGAGUACUUCCAGAUCAAUGCUAAGUUCCUGGAUAAACAGGGCUGGGAGGAUCGGCUGGCUCUUGAACGCGACUUGUCUCAAUGUGAGGAUGAGCUUUUCUUCAUGAUGAAGGCAAUCACAACUUCCCAACGGCGAAUGGAACCAAGUUCAUCCAGGGCAUCUGGUGUCCAUGGCUUACUACGUUGGAGCAUAUCGGCGAGUGAGGUCGUCUGGCACCUGAUGAAGGAGACUUCUGAGCCCCUAAUUGAGUUCCAGCUGCGCAACGCUUCAUACGAACGGACAGAUAAUACCGAUGGCUCAAACCACAAUCUGGUAUCUGUAGAGCGAUUAUUCGGGUUGAACUUACUUCCAGACGCUAUUUACCCCCAAAUCAUCGCACCUUACCUCGACGGUGCACGCACCCUGGAUGACUUCAUGUUGCGCGUCAAAUGGCACAUGUUGGAGGCCGUUGCCGGUAUCCCCGUGCUUGAUAACUUCGAAGUUUCAAUGUUCCCUCUUAAAGUUCAGCUCGAACGCGAACUAGGCCAGAAAGUCUUCGAAUAUAUUUUCCCCAACGUGGGCUCCAGCGCCUUCGAGGCUGGUGGUUUCUCGCCUUCCAUGAUCAAGAACGUGCAGACGCUUCAGGGCUCGGAUGAGGAAGACGAUUACGAAGGCUUAAACGGUUCGCCAAGGACACGCUCAACGAGCAUCGAUGGCGAUAGCUCGUCCGUGGACAGUGUCGCCAUCCCCAAGGGACCGGGCUCCAUCGAACUGCGGCUCCAGCCUACACUCUCGCUUUCAGAUGAGACUAAGUCGCGUCAUCGCGGUGGCCAUCUGAAGGGUCUUGUGAUGACACCUAUCCAUCAGGACAGCAACAGACUAGGUGUAUCAGAGACUGCGCUCAAAACGGGUCGCCCAGCUACGACUGGUGGUCUCAGCAAAAUGAAGUCCGUUGAUAGUCUGCGUAUGUUGACCAAACAGCCCACCGAAAGAUCCCUAUCUAGCCACAGUGCCAGCGAAGACAGUCGCAAGAAGUUCGGAAUGAGUAAAGCGUCCAACAAGGGCGGCAAAUCCAAAGAGCCAACCGACGACCUGUCCCAAAUGAUCUCUCGCGCCUCCAACUUCAUGACCCUUGCACGUGUCAAGGUGAAUGAUGUGGUUCUCUGCGUGAGCUACAAGGGCAAAGGAGAACACAACUUGGAGGAUAUCCAUGAUUUCGUUUUCCGCCUACCAGUUCUUGAGUACAGCAACAAGACAUGGUCGAACCUGGAUCUUGCCCUCCGACUCAAGAAGGACGUGAUUAAAGCCCUAAUCUCGCACGCGCCUGCUAUACUUGGCAACAAGUUCUCCCAUCACCGACCCUCGAGACAGCAGAAGAAGCGUUUCCGUGAGCUUGCAAGCUCGUCUCAAAUCCUGCCAAGUACAUCCAACAUGACCAACCCGAGCAGUAGCCAAGCCCAGAGCCUGGCCAGCUACGACUCUAACAGUGAUUACUCGGAAUCACCCUCACGCAAAUCUAUACAAUCGAAUGCCUCGCCAUUGGCUAGGACCACCUCGUUGAAUUCAGACCACGGCACACAUUGCUCAGAUCCUACCAUUCAUGAUGCACGGUCCGCCAGUGAGGUGGAUGUGGAUUCUCGCUGGGAGGCAUCACGUCGAUUCGUCAAUGCCCCUCCAGCUGAAAGGCCGCGGACCUCUGGUAACAUCAUGACUACGAUUCGAUCCGACAAGAACGAUCAGGAUGACAGGUAUGGAACCCAUUCCCGAGUCACUUCUCACCACGGCAAAGAAACCGACUGA
This is a messenger RNA of Penicillium digitatum Pd1, 8727 nucleotides long. Its product is annotated as FMP27 family protein. The record is from RefSeq and is a predicted model, not a curated record. Lineage: Eukaryota; Fungi; Ascomycota; Eurotiomycetes; Eurotiales; Aspergillaceae.